AUGGCCGAAUUCAUAAGCAUCCUUGAGGAGAUCAAACAGUCACCGCCCGGACAACACCUCUUUUGCCCUCGACAGAACGACGAUGACCAAGACAGAUACGAAGAUGAGCGGGACCCCAGUGCUGUCGAAGCAGGCACAGUCGACCGAGAUCGGCUUGCAAGAAUUGAAGCAACCAAGAUCCGUAGGAGGAAAUUCAUGACGUCUCUGCAGCUGCUAGCCUACGACGGCCGAGAAAGUGAACAGUACCAACGCUUCAUAUGGGACACCCUGGACGAGGCCCUGGGCAAAUGUGAUAUUUGUAUCCGCGAGUACUACGUGGCAAAGGUGGAUUUCGAGGCCUCGCUGAGGGAAGACUAUGAAGAGGAAGACAUCAAGAAUUUCUUUGAAAUCAUCAACAGAAGGGACCUUCAGAGGAUCAUCCAAGGACUUGAUGGAGCUACGAAAACCCUCGACGAAGUUCCGGAGCAGAAAAGGGGGACCGCGGUGCUGGAUCACCGAGAUCUGCAUGCUUUGUUCGAGGCGUUGGUCUGCGACGUCUUCCUGCAGAACGAGGAGCUGUUGCAGAAGCACUUCGAUCGGCCCUUCAAGAUGAUCCAGGCCAAGAGACCGCUUAAGAUGCGAGAGAUUCUGCCGGCGUCCACCAAAUUCCUCUUCGACUCGAUGCCGGUCCGCUUGGGCUGGGCGACUAUGAUUUGGAAUCGAGUCGACCGAUGUCCAUCGGACCUCGAAUGGGACUGGGCCAUGAAAUCCUACAUCCAGGCGAAGUUGCAACAGGCCUCCGAGCCAGGUGAUGUCUCGAAAAUGUGGAGUGCGCUGAAGCUGAUUUUGAGCAAAUUGGAUGAGCGGAUGAUCACCUACAAGCUCUUCGACCUUCAUCCCAAUGUCGGUACGACAGCGUUGAACCAUCUGGCUAAACGCUCGCAGGCCGUUCCUUUCAUCUGCCAGUCGAUGAAGAUGAUUCUGGACACAGCACCCGCCGCCUUCUGGCAAGCAAUGGGCUCCAUCUCAUCUCAGACCAUCGUCGAACAAGUCUUUGCGAGCCCUCAGUUCAACAAAUACCUCCAAGAGUCCAGUGCGGGUCUUGGGCUGAAGGACAUGGAUGUGCUCUCAUGGAUUCCCUCACUUCUAGCUUCUCUAAAACCUGCAAACCGCCCUGCCGCUUCGCAAACCAUUGCCAGCCAACUGUUCGAAAGAAUCAACAAUACCAGCAUCAGCCUUCCAGCACGAGCUGAAUGCUUCAGGAUGGCUGUCAAAGUUCUGCUCACGACUAUUAUCAGCUUCUCGGACAACGAGACGAAUCGGCAGUCGGUCGAGCGGCUGGUACUGUUGGAUAUCUUGGGCUUGAUUGGACACCGUUUGGACGAGAUACUCAAACCCAGAGAUCCGGAUCUGGCCAAAUCCCUAGGGAAGGAGACGAGAGAUGAGAUCGUUAACGUCGUCAAGAAUUCGAUCGCCUUGGAGUGUCAAUGCCUGAAGUUGGAUUUUGAGACAUUGACCCAAAAGGAGCCACUUCGGCACGGCUCAAGCUCUUACACGCCGGAGAUCUGGACGGCGGUUAUCAAUAACCUGAAGGACGACGAGCCUGAAUUGUCUGCUGCGGCACUCAUUGGUAUCAUGCCACUCCCUGGUCUGGAACAGUUUCGGAUACGAGAAGGCCAAGCCUUGAUCAAGGAGAAAAAGUCGUAUAAUUCUAUCUUCGAUAAGCUGACCGGAAUGGUGGCCAAGCUGCUUCAGCGCAUCUCCGAAUUCAAGCCGGACCAUCUAGACUUCUUGUUCAGAGCUCAAAAUACCAGCAUGUCUCUGAUAGCCGCUUUGUUUUCACCUGACAACAAUACAUAUCAAGCAGCGAUUGAAGUCGUCAAGAAUAUCAGCGGCGAGUUUGGCCGGAAGGAAGCACUGGCUCAUUUAAUUGAAGCCUUCCUCGGAAUCACCAUCUACGGCGUAUGCUGGACGUUCCGACGAAUAGCCAAUUACAAGACUUUUGCCUCCGUUCCACGAAUGCUCAAAAACGGCAUGGAAAUCCUUGACGUGCUUUGCAACCCGACGAACGGACAACUACGAAAAGCCAACAUCUCAAGUAGGGAUGCAUCAGCCAUCCAGAACUACUGGGCUUAUCAGUGGCUGGCGCUCAAGGUGAUCUUCAGCCAAACGGAACGGUGGUCACUGGAGGUUCACGACAAAGAAAAGAUGGUGGAGGUUUGCAGAGAUGCCAUGCAAUAUGCCGAAGCGCUGUUUGACCAGUACGAUCUUUUCGCCAGCGUCCUCAUGAAAGCGAGACCUGAAAAAGCCGAAGACAUUCCCAAGACUCUCCUUGAUACUCGGGGCACCCAAGUGGGAUCUCCCUUGAACGCGCUGGAUGCCAUGUCAAGAUGGUUACGGCUUCGGGAUGAGUAUCUCGCUGAUACCUUAGUGACUCUCAUCACUAAUAUGCUGUACCGGCUGAAGCGGCAUCAAGCACUAACGACAGAUAGUGAUGGCUUAGCAUAUGUCCAAGAGGUUGCGACGAAGCAUUCCGUCAAGACCAUUCUCACCGCAUCCCAGAAGGCGAGACUGGUCCGGGCACUGGAGAACUACUACGACCGACCAAUUGAGUUGCCUGUGGCAAAGAAACAGACCACGCUCAACCUCAAGGAAUGGACAGACACAGCCACUUCUCGGUCAGGGGCGUCCACGCCAGACUCGAGAGGACGGAGCGUUGACGAGUUCGGCGAUGAUGACAUUGCGGACGAAGAUCUGAUUGAGAUUGCGAACAAGACGAUGGGUACGCAAAAGACCACAGUCACCAACAAGGAGAGAAACAACAUCAAAUCACUGCUCUCAAGACAGCCUGCAAAAGCGAAGCCCUCGUCCGCUUCUACCAUUGACGUCGCAGCCAAGAAGGCUCAGGAGGCUCGUGCGUUUAUUGAGAAUCGCAAACGUGAGGAGGCUGCCCGAAAACUUAGAGACAAGGAAGCUGCACUGAAACUGCGCGGCCAAACCGGCAUGGGCGUCCAGACUGCAGGUCAAGGCUCCGGUCUCACGGGCAUUGGCAUUAUUGGCAAAGAUCAUUCCGCAGGCCCGAACAGCCUUAUGGUGUCUUCCGAGUCCGAGUCCGAGUCGGAUUCCGACGAAGAGUUGUUCGGUAAGGUAACAAAGGGUGGACCGACGGUCCGUAGCCAGGCAGGAGUAAGGAAACCCGUUGUGGCCGGCCCUGUGCGGAAGAUCAAGCAAGUUCGGUCACAGAAGGAUGUUCGGGCUCGACUGGCACCAGACCUGAGCGACCUGCAUCGGACCAUACUCGGCUGGGACUUUUUCGCAGACACAGAUCUGCCGCCCAACUCGGCAAGGGAUGACUAUACCCUGGUCACGAACACCUUCCGGACAGUUCAAGACUACCAAAAGACAUUCGAGCCUCUUUUGAUACUUGAGGGUUGGCAAAGUUUCCGAGCCGCGCGCGAAGAAGGCAACUUCAAACCAUUCGAGGUGAAGGUGGCCAAUACCUUGAUUGUAGACAACUUCGUCGAGGUAAAUUCUUCCAUGUCUUUUGCGGAAGGAAAGGAACUGAGCAUUGGAACCUCGGAUGUGGUGCUGCUGUCGAAAUCCCCAACUCCUGAACAAGAUUCGCGCGAGCCACAUUGCUUAGCACGGGUCAAGGAGAUCAGUCGAAAGAAGGGCGAAGUACAAGUCGUCUAUCGUGUCAGUGCAUCAAACAAUCCCUUACGGCCAUAUUUGAACGACAAGUCGACCGUAUAUGGAGUUCAGAUAUUAUCUCUGACCCCGUUGGAACGAGAAUAUGGUGCGCUGAUGGCAUUGCAGUACUAUGAUCUGUGCGAAGAGAUCAUCAACGCAAAACCCUCGCCCAUACUGGACUAUCCGGAUAGGAUACUGGAACCUUUCCAGAAGACUUACGAGGUGAACCAAGCUCAGGCGAAAGCCGUCAAAUCAGCCCUCGACAAUGAUGCCUUUACUCUGAUCCAAGGACCGCCAGGUUCGGGCAAAACCAAGACCAUCUGCGCGCUGGUGGGUGCCAUGAUGACAGGUUAUAUCAAGAAGACGAACGACAGUGGUCCACGAUUGAAUGCAGCCACCGGUCGUGCACCACCAAUUCCCCGGAAGAUCCUCGUCUGCGCUCCAAGUAACGCCGCGGUUGACGAACUAGUCAUGCGGUUUAAGUUGGGCGUAACGACGCUGGAUGGCUCCUUUGAACAUCUUUCGGUUGUUCGACUUGGACGAACCGAUGCCAUCAACGCCGGCGUCAAGGACGUCACUUUGGAAGAGCUGGUGAAUGCUAAACUCAAUGUAGCGGCUCCGAGAGACCCGAGAGAAGACAUCCACGCGGUCAUGAUGGAGCACAAGGCAGUAUCUGACGAGUUGAACGCGCUCCGUAACCGGAUCAGUGAACAACGUGGGAAAGGGCAGCCAGUUCCGAUGGCGGACGAACAGCUCAUGGAUGCCCUCAAACGAAAGAAGAAUCAACUUGGCUCCAAGAUUGACGACAUGAGAGAACGUCAGAAUACCGCAUCCCGGGAUAUGGAGCUCAACCGCAAGAGAAUACAACAGGAAAUUCUGGAUUCGGCCCAUGUGCUCUGUGCCACUCUGAGCGGAAGUGGUCAUGAGAUAUUCCAAAGUCUGAACGUGGAAUUUGAGACCGUGAUCAUCGACGAGGCCGCUCAGUCCAUUGAAUUGUCGGCUUUGAUCCCUCUCAAAUACGGCUGCUCUAAAUGUAUUCUGGUUGGUGAUCCCAAGCAGUUGCCGCCUACCGUCCUGUCGCGCGAGGCAGCCAAGUUCCAGUAUGAGCAGAGUCUGUUUGCCCGUAUGGAAAGCAACCACAAGAAAGACGUGCAUCUGCUGGAUACACAGUACCGUAUGCAUCCGGAGAUCAGUCUCUUCCCGAGCAAGAUGUUCUAUGACUCGCGACUGAAGGACGGUGCGGACAUGGCCAAACUUCGUCGAAGACCCUGGCAUCACAGUGAGAUCUUUGCACCGUAUCGCUUCUUCGAUGUCCAAGGAAUGCAUCAGGCAGCACCCAAGGGUCAUUCAUUGGUCAAUAUCGCCGAGUUGAACAUCGCCAUGCAACUGUAUGACCGAUUGGUGAGAGAUGUUCCCAGAUAUGACUUUGCCGGGAAGAUCGGAGUUAUCACUCCUUACAAAGGGCAGCUGAAAGAGCUCAGAUUACGCUUCAAGCAACGAUAUGGCGACGACAUCGUCUCAAAGAUCGAAUUCAAUACCACGGAUGCAUUUCAGGGUCGAGAGAGCGAGAUCAUCAUAUUCUCCUGUGUCCGAGCCUCGACACACGGUAUUGGAUUCUUGAACGACAUCCGGCGGAUGAAUGUGGGUCUCACUCGAGCCAAAUCGUCUCUUUGGGUUCUGGGCAAUUCCCAGUCACUGAUGCAGGGUGAAUACUGGCGUGCUCUAGUCAACGAUGCGAAAGCCAGAAACGUAUACACACAAGGGGAAAUCACCAGCCUUCUCCGGCGCCCGCUGUUGACAGAGGAUAUGAUGAAGGACGACAUUGACAUGAUGGAUGCUGAUGAGCCUGUUGUUGAAACGGCAAAGACCAUUCGGAAUACAGAGCCCGAGUCAAAGCAGCCCACUCCGCCACAGCCGCCGCCGAGAAAGGUCAACAAUGACAUGCCACGGACCGGACCGACUUCGAACCAGGGCACUGAAUUACCGUCUCGACCAAGCGAUAGUCUUUCUCGACCAUCGUCCUCAUCCUCAACCACAAGACCGGAGCCUCAGCGUAGGGUAUCGGCACAGACCGAUCCCAGACGGAACCUUUCUAAAAUGGAGGUCGACGAUGACAAGCAACUGCCUGCUAGCAAAAUGCGGACAGCAGCGGAUUUGAAGGUCGAUACGACACAGGUCAAGACAGGCGUUUAUGGACCCUCAGGAGGCGCAAAUGGCCUCAACGACCUCGCCAAAUGCUCCAUCUGCGGUUCCCACGAGCACUUCACGUCCAACUGUGACAACGAAGAAGCCAGGGCCGCCGCCCAUGGCAUCUGUCAUCGUUGCCAGCAACCUGGCCACAGCUACACAAGCUGCAAUGCCCCUCGAUGCAUGACCUGUGGCGAAAUCGGACAUCUCUCGGACAGUUGUACAGCCCCUCCGGCCAAGCGGUUGACCGAAGCCCAGCGGAAGGAGGUGAGGAGAGAAGAACUCCGGUUUGGAGCCGCGCGAGACAAAGCCAGAGAAAAACGAGCAGAGAAGCAACUCGGCGAACAUGGCGCCAAAAUUCCCGUGGUCAAGACUACCGUGCCGCCUACCAACGGUGUAUCGAACUUGAAGGGCGACGCGGCCAAGAGGAAGAGAGACGCAUCGAGUGAUUCUUCUGAUCGAGGCAAAGUUCCACGCGUCAAUAACGAUGGCAGAAGUUCUGGCGUCGGUGGGAACAAUGGUGUCAACCCCAACAACAAGAACAUCGGCCCUGGCAUGGGUUCUGCUAGGAGUCCUCCAUCCGGCCCGGCCCCUAAGCGACCGCAUCCGCCUAGAACCGGUUCUGGUGGUGGUAAUCCUGGCUCUGGUAAUGGCAACGGCAACAAGGGUAACGGCAAUGGAACCAAGACGAACAACAUGCGUCCUGGGGCUGGUCCGGGAGCGGGAGCUAUUGUUGGUGCUGGUGCUGGUACUGAUUCUCGAUCUGCUGGAGUCCAGCCGUCCCGUCCCGCCGGAUUACCAUCACGGCCACCUGUAUCUGUUGCGGGCGGCCGCUCGGGAACGGUCAAUCACGGUCAACCGAUGGUUAGGAAGAAGAAGACCAAUGCUGCCGACAUGUUCAUGAAGCGGAGGUGA
Molecule: messenger RNA, 6771 nt
Organism: Capronia coronata CBS 617.96
Lineage: Eukaryota; Fungi; Ascomycota; Eurotiomycetes; Chaetothyriales; Herpotrichiellaceae
Exons: 2
Coding region: 1-6771 (2256 amino acids)
Biological process (GO): termination of RNA polymerase II transcription
Cellular component (GO): nuclear body
Molecular function (GO): helicase activity; transcription termination site sequence-specific DNA binding; zinc ion binding
Source: RefSeq, a predicted model, not a curated record